AUGGCUACUGGGGUUCCUGUCAAACAGCUCUCUCAGGAACUCAGCUGUCCCAUCUGCCUGGACUAUUUCAGCGACCCAGUGAUCCUCACAGAGUGUGGCCACAAUUUCUGCCGAGGCUGCCUGGCCAAGAGCUGGGGUGAGGCGGCAGUGAAGGUUUCCUGUCCGGUUUGUAAACAACCUGCUCAGCCAAGGAAUCUCCUGCCGAAUCAGCACCUGGCAAAUGUUGUGGAAAUAACUAGAAAACUCAGUUGCCAGGGGGGAGAAGCAAAGGAGAAAAUCUGUGAGAAACACCGGGAGCCCUUCAAGCUUUUCUGCAAAACUGAUGAAAUCCUCAUCUGUACAGUCUGUGACAGAUCCAAGAAGCACAAAAAACAUGAGGUGAUGCCUGUUGAGGAGGCUGCCCAGGAAUACAAGGACAAGAUCUUCAACUGCCUGGAGACUUUGAGGACUGAGAGAAUGAAAAUUCUGGUAUAUUUUGCAGCUGCUAAAGAGGAAAGCCAAGAAAUGCUUAAAAUUACAGAAUCAGAGAGGCAAAAGACAGUGGCUGAAUUCAGAACACUAAGCCAGUUUCUGAAAGAACAAGAAAACCGUCUGCUGGCCCAGAUAGACAAGGUGGAGGAGGAGAUAGCCAAAAACAGAUACAAGCAUCUGACCAAGCUCUCUGAGGAACUCUCCUUUCUCGAAACCCUCAUCCAGGAGAUGGAGAAGAAGCAUCAGCAGCCAAUGUGUGAACUCCUACAGGAUAUCAGAAGCAGCUUGCAGAGGUGUGAGAAGAAGGAGAAGUUUGAGAUUCCACUGGCUUUCUCGUCUGACCUGAAAUGGAGGUUCCAGGGCUGCUGUGAUAUUGCUCCUUUUCUGAAGGGUCUCAUGAAACAAUUCAAAGACACUUUGGUUUCUGAAUUUCGAAUGCAAAAAGCAAAUGUGACCCUGGAUCCAACCACAGCUUCUCACAAACUCAUUGUGUCUGAGGAUCAGAGAAGCAUUAAACACCGAAGUAAAGAUCGAGACCUGCCUGAAGUUCCUGAUGAGACCAUUUAUGCCUAUGUACUGGGCUGUGAGGGAUUCACAGCAGGCUGCCAUUUCUGGGAAGUCAGUGUGGGAAAUGAGGGAGACUGGGCUGUGGGGGUGGCCAGAAAGUCUGUGAAAGGCAGAGUCACCUUUACUCCUGAGAAAGGGAUCUGGGCUGUGGGGAGAAGGAGGGGCCAAUUUGAGGCUUUCAUAAAGGACACUAACCCUCCACUAACCGUGUAUGGAGAGCUGAAGAGGAUCAGAGUCUCUCUCAACUACAAUGGGGGACAAGUGGCCUUUUUUGAUGCUGACAUUGCAGCCCUUCUCUACAGGUUCUCAGGAGCCUCUUUCUCUGGAGAGACCCUUUGUCCCUUCUUUGCUAUAAAAGAUAAAAGCUACCUCAUACUCCAUCCUUAA
This is a messenger RNA of Heteronotia binoei (common prickly gecko), 1425 nucleotides long. RefSeq names its product zinc finger protein RFP-like. The transcript has 7 exons. Gene Ontology annotation, molecular function: zinc ion binding; protein binding. The record is from RefSeq and is a predicted model, not a curated record. The coding region runs from base 1 to 1425 and encodes 474 amino acids. Lineage: Eukaryota; Metazoa; Chordata; Lepidosauria; Squamata; Gekkonidae.